Molecule: messenger RNA, 1492 nt
Organism: Lacerta agilis (Sand lizard)
Lineage: Eukaryota; Metazoa; Chordata; Lepidosauria; Squamata; Lacertidae
Gene: DHDDS
Product: dehydrodolichyl diphosphate synthase subunit
Exons: 9
Coding region: 176-1177 (333 amino acids)
Biological process (GO): polyprenol biosynthetic process
Cellular component (GO): endoplasmic reticulum; dehydrodolichyl diphosphate synthase complex
Molecular function (GO): ditrans,polycis-polyprenyl diphosphate synthase [(2E,6E)-farnesyl diphosphate specific] activity
Source: RefSeq, a predicted model, not a curated record
CGGUGACGUAACUCGGAAGGCGGGUCGAGUCGCAGUGACAUAUACGGAAGGGCACGUCACGCUCCUUUGCAGAGCAGCUGCCGCCGCCGAGUCUCCAAGAGGUGCAACUUCAGACCUGGCAGGCGGGCUCUCCUUUCUCUUCAUCUUAAAAAAGUUUGCUUGAAAAGGGAGGACCAUGUCUUGGAUAAAAGAAGGAGAUUUGUCCAUCUUGGAGAGAUUCUGUGCCAGUGUGAUAAAGGCAGGCCCAAUGCCCAAGCACAUCGCCUUCAUCAUGGAUGGCAACCGCCGUUAUGCUCUAAAACACAAAGUGAAAAAAAUAGAAGGACAUUCACAGGGAUUUGCAAAACUAGCACAGACACUGCAGUGGUGCUUGAGUCUGGGUAUCAGGGAAGUCACAGUCUACGCCUUUAGUAUUGAGAACUUCAAGCGAUCCCAGGAAGAAGUGGAAGGCCUGAUGGAGCUGGCAAGGCAAAAAUUUACCCGUCUUCUAGAAGAACAGGAGAACUUGGAGAGACACGGUGUGUGCGUUCGUAUCCUCGGGGACCUGACCCUCCUGCCGAAAGAUAUCCAGGAACUAAUUGCCAAAGUUGUGCUGGCAACGAGGCACUACAACACGUGUUUUUUGAACAUUGGUUUUUCAUACACAUCAAGACAAGAGAUUAGCAAUGCAGUGAAAGAGCUGGCUUGGGGAGUCGAGGAAGGACUGCUUCAACCCAGUGAUGUAUCGGAGUCGCUGAUCGACAAGUGCCUGUAUACAUGUAAAUCUCCUCAUCCAGACAUCCUAAUAAGGACUUCCGGAGAAGUCAGACUUAGCGAUUUCAUGCUCUGGCAGACAUCUCAUACAUGCUUGGUUUUCCAGUCUGUGUUGUGGCCAGAUUACUCCUUCUGGAACUUGUGGGAGGCUGUCCUUCAGUUCCAAAUGAACUACAAUGCUUUGCAGAAAGCCAGGGAUUUGUACAUGGAAGAAAGGAAGUGGCAACAGAUGGAAAAUGACAAGAUCUGCGUGCUGGAGAAACUGAAAGAGGAAGGUUCUGCAUCAUGUGCAGAUGCGCAGAGACGGCGGACUCUCCUCCAGGAAUGCAGAGCUAAACGGGAAGAGAGAAUCCAGAGUUUUUUGCAAGCCCUGGAGAAUAAGCAAAUGGACUUCCUAGAAAAACUGAGUAUGGCAUCAGCAUGACAAAAAGGAACUUGUAGGGCCAGGAGUCGGGUGCAGGAGGUGAAGGACAUGAAUCAAGUUACAAACAGUCCAGCUGCUGCCGGUGGUCUUCACUUGUUAAUGGGAAUGUAAAGUUUUGUUUCCCUUUUUGUUCUCAGUAGACAUAUACAAGACUUUACCACCUCUGUGUUUCUGGUUGUUAAUCAAGCUUUGGUUGGGGAAGACGGUGUCUGAAAUAAGUUUAUGCUUCCUGAAUUCCAUGUGGGUUUAUAAAGGUAACCAAACAAAGAGGUAUUGGGUGUGGAAUUGGUUAAAUAAAGGACAACCUUGAGUAGA